Otolemur garnettii (small-eared galago) is the source of this 2051-nucleotide messenger RNA. It is a transcript of the gene NOP58, whose product is annotated as NOP58 ribonucleoprotein. Gene Ontology annotation, cellular component: small-subunit processome; box C/D methylation guide snoRNP complex. The transcript is spliced from 15 exons. The coding region runs from base 224 to 1813 and encodes 529 amino acids. The record is from RefSeq and is a predicted model, not a curated record. Lineage: Eukaryota; Metazoa; Chordata; Mammalia; Primates; Galagidae. Gene Ontology annotation, molecular function: snoRNA binding.
GUCGGUAUCCCAGAAUCCUUGGAGAAGAAGAAGCGCGUUCUUGCGUUCUACUUGCAGUUAGGCGUGGAACGUUUAGGAAACGUGGUCUGGUUCUUGGCGGAAAGGCGUGCUCAUUUGUGCUUUGCCCGCCGCCGUGUAGCGGGCCUUUGGGAGCCGUAAAAUUUUUUUUUACACAGGGAUAAGAUUGGUGGCCGGCCGCGCGGCACGCUGACCCGGCCUCACCAUGUUGGUGCUAUUUGAAACGUCCGUGGGCUACGCCAUCUUUAAGGUUUUAAAUGAGAAGAAACUUCAAGAGGUUGACAGUUUGUGGAAGGAAUUUGAAACUCCAGAAAAAGCAAAUAAAAUAGUAAAGCUAAAACAUUUUGAGAAAUUUCAGGAUACAGCAGAAGCAUUAGCAGCAUUCACAGCUCUGAUGGAGGGCAAAAUUAAUAAACAGCUGAAGAAAGUUCUGAAGAAAAUAGUAAAGGAAGCCCAUGAACCUCUGGCUGUAGCUGAUGCUAAACUGGGAGGGGUCAUAAAGGAAAAGCUGAAUCUCAGUUGUAUCCAUAGUCCUGUUGUUAAUGAACUUAUGAGAGGAAUCCGUUCACAAAUGGAUGGAUUAAUUCCUGGGGUAGAACCACGUGAAAUGGCUGCUAUGUGUCUUGGAUUGGCCCACAGCCUGUCUCGCUACAGAUUGAAGUUCAGUGCUGACAAAGUAGACACAAUGAUUGUUCAGGCAAUUUCCUUGUUAGAUGACUUGGACAAGGAACUAAACAACUAUAUUAUGAGGUGUCGAGAAUGGUAUGGCUGGCAUUUCCCUGAAUUAGGAAAAAUUAUUUCAGAUAACUUGACAUACUGCAAGUGUUUACAGAAAGUAGGCGAUAGGAAGAACUAUGCCUCUGCCAAACUUUCUGAAUUGCUGCCAGAAGAAGUCGAAGCAGAAGUGAAAGCAGCUGCAGAAAUAUCUAUGGGAACAGAGGUGUCAGAAGAGGACAUUUGCAAUAUUCUGCAUCUUUGCACACAGGUAAUUGAAAUCUCUGAAUAUAGAACCCAGCUCUAUGAAUAUCUACAAAAUCGUAUGAUGGCCAUUGCACCCAAUGUUACAGUCAUGGUUGGGGAAUUAGUUGGAGCUCGGCUUAUUGCUCAUGCAGGUUCUCUUUUGAAUUUGGCCAAACACGCAGCUUCUACAGUUCAGAUUCUUGGAGCAGAAAAGGCACUCUUCAGAGCCCUCAAGUCUAGACGAGAUACGCCUAAAUAUGGUCUCAUCUAUCAUGCUUCACUUGUAGGCCAGACAAGUCCAAAACAUAAAGGAAAGAUUUCUCGCAUGCUGGCAGCCAAAACUGUCCUGGCUAUCCGCUAUGAUGCCUUUGGUGAGGAUUCCAGUUCUGCAAUGGGAGUUGAGAACAGAGCCAAAUUAGAAGCCAGGUUGAGAACUUUGGAAGAUAGAGGGAUAAGAAAAAUAAGUGGAACAGGAAAGACAUUAGCAAAAGCAGAAAAGUAUGAACAUAAAAGUGAAGUGAAGACUUAUGAUCCUUCUGGUGACUCCACACUUCCAGCCUGUUCUAAAAAACGCAAAAUAGAACAAGUAGAUAAAGAGGAUGAAAUUACUGAAAAGAAAGCCAAAAAAGCCAAGAUUAAAAUUAAAGUUGAAGAGGAGGAAGAAGAAGAAGUGGUAGAAGAGGAGGAGACAUCUAUGAAGAAGAAGAAGAAAAAGGACAAAAAGAAACACAUUAAGGAAGAACCACUUUCUGAGGAAGAGCCAUGUACCAGCACAGCAAUUCCUAGUCCAGAGAAAAAGAAGAAAAAGAAAAAAAAGAAAGAUAAUCAGGACUAAAGAAAGGAUUCAUAAUUGUAUCACCUGGACACAUCAUGCUUAUGGUUCAGUUGGGAGUAUACCAGAGAUGCUCUCUGGUAUACAUAAUCCAGGGACGGUUGAAUGAAACAAAGUGAUUAAUUAUCUAUAACUUUUAAAAGAACCUAUUUGUGUCUUACCAUCAACUCUGUUAACCAUAUUAUGUCAUCAUUUCUUAGAGUCUUUGAUAACACAAAUAAAAUUUUCUUUGUAUUUUAAA